Molecule: messenger RNA, 2991 nt
Organism: Brettanomyces bruxellensis
Lineage: Eukaryota; Fungi; Ascomycota; Pichiomycetes; Pichiales; Pichiaceae
Exons: 1
Coding region: 1-2991 (996 amino acids)
Cellular component (GO): nucleus
Molecular function (GO): DNA-binding transcription factor activity, RNA polymerase II-specific; zinc ion binding
Source: RefSeq, a predicted model, not a curated record
AUGGCUACAAAGCUACAUACAGAUAUUUCUAUGAUUCAGAUUAAUGGCAAGGAUGAGACCAGUUCUAAACAAACAAAUAGUGAACAACCAAGAAUAAUACCACCGAGUGACAUUACGACAGUACUGGCAUCGAGUUCUGAGCAAGAGAAGUCAGGGAAAGGAAGUAUAGAAGAAAAGGGCACAUCCUUGAAAGAAAGUUCUACAAAUGGCCCCGAACAACAUGUUGAGGGAAAUAAUCUAAAGAGUGCAUCUAACAACAAAGUAAACGAAGACCGCAGACCACAUCUUUCGAAUUUAAUCACAGAGCAAAGGCCUUCGGUUUCAUCCCGAAGUUCGUCCCAUUCUGGGAAUUCAUCGUUGCAUUCUGGAGGUUCCGUUUUAUCACAAAACCAUUUGUCAAGGCCGAAGAAUGAAACGAAAACAAUACCGCCGAGGAAGAGGAGCAAAGUGUCUCGGGCAUGCGAUCAAUGCCGCCGCAAAAAGAUACGGUGCAAUGCGGUGUUGAACAUGACGAAUAACCAGCUUUUGAAAACAUGCUCGAACUGUCAGAAAAACGGGGACAUGUGCACAUUUACACGGAUACCACUGAAGAGAGGUCCAAAUAAAGGAUACACCAAGAGUCGAAAGAGGAAAUCAGCAUCAACAGGGUCGCACUCGCCGAUGUCACAAAAAUCAUCGGGCCUUUCAUAUACGACAUUUUCGGCCCCAGAGGCAGCACUUGAUGGCCGAAAUACUAUAUUAGGCAAUGCACAGACUCUUCUUCCACAACAACUACCAUCUCAGCAGCCACAGGGUCCUCUGUCUCUGGAGGGAUUCAAGUCUGCUCAGCAGAUUCUUCUUCCCCCAGUCUCUUAUCCAAGUUUCCCUGAUUCCGGGUUUUCCUCGGUCCCCUCCCAGCCACAAUUGAUAUCUCAAUCUCAGCAACAGCGACAGCAGUUUCAGUUUCAAUCUCCACCAUCUCAGUCAAGCUCUCAGUUCCGUGUUCAGGGCCACUCACGUUCGCAAAGCUUGUCCCAAUAUGGUGUAACACAGCCCCAGCAAUUGUCACAAGUGCAGCCUCAACUUCAGGCUCAGGCUCAGGCCCAGAUUCAGCCGCAGAUACAGCCUCAGUCACAAACACAAACCCAGGGACAACAACAACAACAACAACAACAACAACAACAACAACAUGGCUCACCAUUGCUUCCUAAUGCUUCCUCAUUCUUGCAACAGUCACGAGUGAAAUCAACUGGGCUCUCGGCAGCUUCCAGUACGGGUCCGGCAAUUUUACCGCCAUUAGCACGUUCAAGAUCGAUGUCUAUCAAUUCCCAAGGCAGCCAAUCAGGUGCCCAGGCUCAGCAGCUGUUCUGGAAGGUGCCGUAUGACGUUCCUCCAUUCACACCUCCAAGAAAAGGGUCCAUUGACUCGGUGAACUCGUCUGCGGCCACUGGCUUUUCCUUUGGAUUAAGGGGUUCAUCAUUUUCUCGCACACCGCCCGCUGGUUCACCACGCUUUCCAUUGGCUGGAUCCUCUCUGGGGGCCUCUGACUCGACCAAUGGGCUAACUUCUGAAACAGAAGAGGAUUUCUUUAGGGGACGCAUUUCCAAAGUGGUAAGUCCUGCUCCAUCUAUAACUGGUGGCCGGGCGGCAAACAUGACACUUGAUCCAAAGCAACCUCAACAGUCGGGAUUGCCAAUACAGCAGCAAAACCAAAAAAUGCAGCAGUCAGUUGGAAAACCUCAGUAUGAUGCCUUUUACAGCGCUCUUCAGGCGAAUUUGAACGCUUUUUAUGAUAAGCUACAGGUUAAGUACCCAGUUUUACCGCAAAGAGAUAUCUUGGUGAACUGCAUCCAACAGCUAAAUGGUGAAGAAUACAUUCAAGUGCUAGAAAUAUUGGGGCAGGCUCUUCAGAUUUUGAACAGUCUAGAGUUUUCAUCUGGCUUUGUUGAGGCCAUGGUGACGUUGGAGAACACGAUAAAACUUGUUGCAACGAAAUCUUCCAUCAGGGAGAAUAAGAGUGCCAGAAUAAUUUUCACCACAACCAUGGUUUUACUGAAUUACAUCGUGAUUCUUUCCGGAAAUGAGUUUUCCAUAGGAUUUGGUGUUGCUUUUAGCGUCUUCAAGGAUUGGAGGUUGUCAACAGAAGAUUUCACGAGUACUGACUUCCAUAAUCUUAUGCAUCUUAUGAUUCUAGACAACUGUUACUCCCUUUACUUCGGGACGCCUAGAAGUUCUACUUUGUACUACUCGCUGGAUGAGACAUUUAUAAAGGGCUUUAUACAAAGUUUUGAAAGUACAGAGAUCCAAGGAUCUGCUGAUCAGAGCAGUCCAAAGGUAGACAUGGAAUAUUUCAAGAUUGGUAUGGAACUUAUUUUAAUGUCUAAUAAUAUGCAAAAGCGUAAUGACAUGAAGAAUAUAGAAAAGAGUUUGAAGCUUCCGAACUCAGAAUACAAAUUUUUGAAUAUACUCAAGUAUUCAUCGGAGUUGACGGUUUAUAUCGGAAAGCUAACGCCGAAAAUCAGCACAAUAAACAACACACAGAUUGAAGACUUCAUCUUUGAGACGGAGUACGACAUUUAUAAAUACAGCAAAAAGGUUAUUAAUUUGAUUGACGAGCAAUUUGAUGAUUUUGAGAUAUUCAAACUUCAACCUUUAUUGUCGCUUAUUGUACUUAAGUGCAUGAAAAUACUUAAGAGUCUUCGGGUAAUUAUAUGCAGUAUUCUGGACAUGGAUUCGAUAGUGGGAAGGGAAAACUUUGGUAAGAAGCUACACAAGUUAGUGGAGUCUGUGGAUAACAAUAUAUCCAGGUGUACGAACCUUCGCCUGUCUAAUCAAUUGGUGAAAACAUCACUUUUCAAAAUCGCAAAUUCUAAGUAUGACGGCAUAAGAUUAGUCAAAACUCGUACGAACAACACCGUCGACGAACUAUCCGUGUUUAAAAACUGGUGUCGGCUUACGAACACUUAUAUUACAUCCACUUUAGAGAACGAAUCAAUCAAUGGUUGGAAAUAA